AGACUAGAGUCAGUUCAGUUUGGAACCCGUCACGAGUGGUCGUGUUCCAUAAUCCGCACCUUAGCAGAGACAAACAUCGCGCACCAUCAACAACCAAUUUCGAUGCGGCAUAUCGACAACGUAGUGCUCAAACAUCGUCCCAUGUAUUUUUAGUUUUUCCAUUUCACCCGUUCAGUUUUGCAGUGCUUUUUUCGAUUCAGUUAUUUUUUUCUUGUGUUGUGUGUCUGUGAGUGCGAUUCUCGAACCAUUACCGUUUCUAGAGUAGAGAGAUCGAAAGAAUGGCAAUGAUGUGGAGACUCUUUAUUUGCUUCGCAACCCUCUCCUCGUGCAGGGGUAUUUUUAUUGGCGGAGAGCAGGACGUGGGAAGCCCAUUGAGGGUAGCACAAUGCAGGGCCACUUGUCUGGAAAGGUUUUCUAACAACGCCCCGGACGGAGAAUCCGUGUGUUUGCAGGGACCUGAUUGUUUUAUGUGCUGGGAGAACUGUGAGCUGCUUCAGUCGAACUUCCAAGUGUGGGGCGCCAUGUGCGAAGAAAAAGAGAUAUGUUUCCCUGGUUGCCAGGAGGCCUGUCGUUUUCACGCCGAAGCGUCUCUACGCGUCCAGCAGACCCAGCCAGUCAUCCACACGAAAGGAGAAGGAGUCAUAAAGGUCUCAGGAGCUCACGCCCGCUGGCCGAGACCAUCCUCCGUCGACCAGAAGACGCCGCUGAUUUACGUCGUGAUGCGCAAAGCCCUUUCCGGACCUUGGAGACAAAUCAUACAGACUCUGGACCUCACCACGCGUGUACCCAUCAACUCAGACCAGGGCGGUUCCAUGCUCAGGGUAUUAGUCGUCGAUCCACAAGGUUUGGUCACCAUCUACAGCCCGGACGAGGCGACCAUGAAGGAGAACAGGAAGAAGAAGAAGACCAUCAACACGGAGAUCAAAGCUACGACAAGCAAGAGCACGUUGAACGACGUGGACGCUCCGUGGGUUCUCAGGGAAGUUUCGCUGAUCCACCAGAAGGUGUUGGUGAUCGGAGAGAUCGCCUGGGAGCCUAAAGCAGCCCGCGGUGUCUACUUGGUCACCUGGGAAGUCGACGGGGGCGGUCUCAAAGGCAACUUGUUCACCGAUUCCACCUGCGUCACCCUGUCACUUUGGCCCGACACCAUCUACCACAUCCAGGUGGAACUGGUCUCUAGAAUACCGGGCGUGGAGAACCUCAAGUCCGAAAUGAUGGAUCUGGACACGGGUCGCGCCCUUAAGGUGUCCACGGAAAGUCAGGAAGAUCUCAGCAUGAUGGCGGACGAGAUGCCGGAAGACGUCGAUUUCAACUCGCCUCUCUUGUCCGUUCUCGUCAGUGUCGCGCACGGGGAAAACGCGAAAACCAAAUUGUACAGUCUCGAAUUUGUGCUCGGUGGUUGUGCGGCCCUUGUGAUGUUCUCCGUUGUGCUCUUCUUCCUGAUACUGAGGCGCAGAGUCAAGGCUGGCAUGGCCCUGGAGAAUAUGAUCACCGGCUCUUCUACCGUCAGGAGCAAAAAACUGAUCGAGGACUAUUCCGGUUGUGCAGAUUUCUAUCCAGUGAUGGUGGCGCCCUCUGAGAUGUCCGACGUCGAGCGAUCUAGCCACCCGAACGUCGCUUUCCAAGGAUCGCUCGCUUCCAGUUUUUUCAGCGAAGAUGAAAAAAAUUCGCGAAACGAGGUUCAAGUUUGACGUCAUAGUUGUGACGGUAUCAAAACAUCAUCUGAACAGGUCGAAUGAGUUCCUAAGUGGUAAAAGUGACUGAAAAUUGAGGUGAUGUAGAGUAUCAGUUGAAAGACACUGGGUGAUGAAUGUAAUAAGUGUAUAAAAACUAGUCUAAUUCCUCGUAUGACAUUCUGAGAGCUAUGUCAAGGACUGACAGGAGAUACGGUAGUGAGAAACAACGAAGAAAGAAUCGGUAACUCUAAUCAAACUGUAAUCAAACUAUAAGAAAAAUAUUUAAAAGUUGGAUUGGAAAACAUGCACAGUUUUUCUCCGUUCUUUCCUUGAACAAAAUAAAAUGAGUUUAUUUAUCGACUAAGUUGAAUUUAUUCCAUGGAAAAUUGAUAUUUUCCCGCAGGAAAAAGUAUUGUCGAUACACUCAACCAUAUCGUCAUGUUAUCGAUCAAUUUUCUAUGGAUGUAAAAUAUCCUUGACUGUGUUAUUUCAAGUAAAACCUAUUUAAUUUAUUGAUUUCAUGUAGAAAUAAUGAAUAAUCGAAAAAAUUGUACAUUUUAUGCUAUUGUAAAUAAUUUCGACCUUAUAGAACGUCCAAACCAAAAAUGUUGAAAAAUGAAAUGUUUGUGUCGAAAUCUCUCGAGAAAUUUUAAACUAUUUGUCAUGUUUUGGGCCAUUAUUAUAUAGCAAAAAGUAGUUAUUGUUAGCUAGCUUUCUAUGAGAAAGUGCUCAUUUGUGGAUAUUAUCAGAAAUCUUCGCUGUUGAAUUUUAUAUUGUAACUAAAAUGAUUUUUCUACAAUUCCUCCCGGAGAUUGGAUGAACUGACAGUUUUAAUUGGCGGAGAUUUCUUCUGCGAAAAGUUCGUUUUAUUGUUUUUUGUACAUACUUAUCUGUAUUAUACUUAUUAUCUAUUAUACAUUAUAUAAGUUAUUUUUCUAUUACAUAAAUGGUCUGAGUCAAACAAAUGACUAAAUGUAUAUAUCAUGAAAUAUAUGAUCAGUGGAUAUCA
Molecule: messenger RNA, 2685 nt
Organism: Coccinella septempunctata (seven-spotted ladybird)
Lineage: Eukaryota; Metazoa; Arthropoda; Insecta; Coleoptera; Coccinellidae
Exons: 5
Coding region: 279-1691 (470 amino acids)
Source: RefSeq, a predicted model, not a curated record